Symbiodinium natans is the source of this 2700-nucleotide messenger RNA. The record is from the annotation of a GenBank genome assembly. Lineage: Eukaryota; Dinophyceae; Suessiales; Symbiodiniaceae.
AUGGCCCUUCACCUUGACUGCACAGACUCGGAUGCCCAGCAGAUCACCGUGGAGCCCUCGGGGGGCGGGAGCAGCUUCAAGCUGAGGAGAAGUCCGCACACCCUGCCAAACGACUGGAAAUACGACUCCGACAAGAAGACCAUCAAGAAGACCAGUGGCAACAAGUGCCUGGAAGCGCGCGGCCGCGGCCGCGUCGAGGAGGUUGAUUGCUCCCAGCGCAUCGAGCAGGAGUGGACCAUGUCGCAUGGCCUGCCCGGCCUCGUAGACGCACCGAUCAGCUGCCCUGGUGACCAGGUCAUCAGCUAUAUGAAGAAGACGCACAGCCAAAUCCAGUAUAAGUGCAGCCACGUCUCAUCGCUGGGAAUGUGCUCGCCGCACUACUCGACGCAAGUCGAGACCAAGUCGCCGGAGCUUGAGACAAUCAAGGCCUUGCGCCAGCUCGGCGCCUUCUGCCCACCCGGCGAGGGCCUCAAGAGCUUCGAGAGCGAGGCUUCCGACAAAGGCGCCUGGAUCCGCUUCAAGUACGAAUGUUGCCAGAUCAGCCGCGUUCCGGUCUCCAUCUACCCCCUGAUGACCGGCGCCGGGAAGAGGGACUUCGACACCGGCAUGGCACAAGCCUGGGAAGGGAUCUACUGCCCAAGUGGCAGCACAAACGGCCGUGUGGACUUCACUCAGAGCAGGAGCUUCAAACCAGGGCAAAGUGCCUCAGGCACUUUGAAAUAUGACAAGAACGACGGCAAGUGGUGCGUCUCCGGCAAGGAUUGUGCCUACUCAGACGUUGUGCACCCCCUGGACUUGCAGCUGCACACAAGCCAAUGGUACGUCGUCCCUGUCAGCGACUUUGACGCCAUCUUCGAGGCCCGUGGAGCGAAGACCACGCCGAAGAAGAAGCGCAAGCCUCCACCGCUGAUCAAGUUUGGCGCUUCCGACCCGGAGUAUCUGCCGGAGUGCAAGGACGAGUCGCACCCCGGAGCGCGCAAGUUCAAGCUGGCCAGCAUGAAUGAAGAGGCCAAAGAGCUGGACGACGAGAAUCCCUGCAAGUACGUGUAUGGCGCGCCCCCCACCAACCAAGACAUGGACGGGGCCGAUGGCAUGACUGGUUGGAUCGACGACCUGGUGGACACCGUGGGGCCGGGCCAGGGAGGUGUGACCUACAAAUCCGUCAAGGAAUGCAGUGACCGCGACAUUGUCCGCGAGCUCCAGAUGGCGAAGUGGAGCCAGGCACACAACUACCACACCAUGGGCUUCGACUACGCGCGGGACUUGAUCAUGGCGUAUGCUGACGGCAUGCCCGAAGUGGAGGCUGCGCCCAUCGGUGCAGGUUUCGAGUUCCAGCCGGGCUCCAUUCUGGCUGCUUACAGCACCUGGUACUUUAACACCAUUCAGCUGGGAGAAGACAUUGCCAUGCAGCAGCACGAGAUGCACUUCGAGCAAGCGGGUCACGACGACUGCAAUCCGAUUCAGCAUGGAUUUGCCAGAACCUUCUGCGAUCUUCACUGCAUCCGAGAUGCCGUGCGAAAGGGGGAUGAUGCGAUCCUGCGAGCAUUGGAAGAGGCGGUCGAGAUCAUUGGCAAGAACACCCAGCUUCUCCUUGAGCAUUACGUCGGGGAAGAGUCCGGAUCAUUAUUGGUCGAGGAGGCCUCCAAGAUCCGCCGCGGACUCGCCACCCAAUUCCAAGAGCUGCGGGCAGUGGCGCAAGAGGCCGCGCUGGAGACGCGCGCGUCCCUGGCCGGCGCGCGGGCCAUCAAGGCCUUCGCGGGCCGCUGGCGACACCAAGGCAAUGUUUCGGGCUUGGCUUCCCUACACACCAUGGCAGGCGAGGUCGCGCAGCUACACUCGACAGUGACAGCCGUCAGCAGCCAGAAGCUCUCGCGUGUGGAAGAGAUGCAGCAGAACUCCUUGGAAACCGUGGCCUACAUGAACAAGUUCCUCAAGGCCAGAGCACACGUCCUUGGCCUGUACCACCAGACCGCGAGCCGGGCAAAGACAGCGCAGACGUGGUUCAAGCAACACUGGACAAACAAGAUGUCAGUCCUUGACGAGCUGCGAGACGCCAGUGUCGCCCAAGCCUUGGAGACCUUCGACACGAUGUGGUGGCAAGUCCGCCGAAAGCUGGAUGCGUACCUUGAUGCGGCGGAUGAUCAUACACGUGCAAUGAGCCAUGCCGUGGAUUCACUGCGCAGCUACGCUGGACAAUGCCACGCCAGCUUCGUCCAGUUGAAAAAGUCUUAUGCCGCCUCCAUUCGGGCUGAGAAGCACGACCACGCCACGCUGAAGUCGACGUGGUCGGAGAUGGCUGUACAGGUUGGGAUGAUCGCAUCGAAGAUUGUGGACGCCAAGUUGCUGGACCAGUUGGCCUUGGCUGAUGCAAAGGUGGCGAAGCAGCCCGACGUGGGCAAGGCAGAGCGCGCAACGAUCUGUGGCAACUCUUCGGCAGCACUGAUGAGUACGCGAGCACACUUAGCUGAGGCCAUGACGAAUGGCUUUUUGGGCCAGACACAGAAUCAGCUCAGCAUCCUCUUUGGGGAGAUGGCCAUGCUCCAGCAGCGCUAUCACGCGGCUCUUGGGGAAGCUCCCGGCGCAGAGGAAGUCCGUCUGGCCCAAGGACGACUGUCCGCAGCGAUGAAAGCAGCCCGGUUGGGCGUGGACAACCUGGCCACAAGCAUUGCAGAACAUUGGCGAAGUCAUCUGUGCAAAUGA